Oncorhynchus mykiss (rainbow trout) is the source of this 1878-nucleotide messenger RNA. The record is from RefSeq and is a predicted model, not a curated record. Lineage: Eukaryota; Metazoa; Chordata; Actinopteri; Salmoniformes; Salmonidae.
CAGAAAGGAACAUGGCAUUUGGGCCAUGUCUGGCAUGACGAUGAACAUGUUUAAGGUUGAGUCGGACUACAUUAACUGCACCAUCAGCCAUGAGAUCCACCAGUACCUGUUCUCUGGAGCCUACAUCCUGGUCCUUCUGAUCGGCGUGCCCACCAACGCCUUCUCCCUCUACCACGCCUGGCUGCAGCUGAGAGCCAAGAACGAGCUGGGGGUCUACCUGCUCAACCUGACCAUAUCGGACCUCCUCUACCUGGCCUCGUUGCCUCUCUGGCUGCAGUACAUCUUCCAGGGAGAUGACUGGAGCCAAACAGAGUGGCUGUGCCAACUGUGUGGCUUCCUGCUCUAUGAAAACAUCUAUAUUAGUAUAGGGUUCUUAUGUUGUAUCUCUAUAGACCGUUACCUGGCCGUGGUGUACCCGUUCCACUUCACAGCAUUCCGGAGCAUGCGGGCAGCUACAUUGGCCAGCGCGUUCAUCUGGCUGAAAGAGAUUGCCGUGGGUGUGGUCUUUUUCCGACACAAGGAACUAAGCACUGACCGCACCAACCAAUCGGUUUGCUUUGAGCACUACCCCAUGCAACCAUGGGAGUAUCCAAUUAACUACUACCGUUUCUCCGUUGGUUUCCUGUUCCCCCUGGGCAUCCUUUCCGUUUCGUAUUUCAGAGUCCUGCGGGCAGUCAGGAAGAGCACUGGCACUCAGAGUGCCCAGAAGACCCGCAUCAAGCACCUGGUGACCAGCACCAUUGUCAUAUUCCUGGUAUGUUUCUCUCCGUACCACGUGUUCCUGCUGCUGCGUACAGUCUUUGAGAGGGACUGCCCCUUCAUCAUCAGUAUCUUCAACUACUAUCACUUCUCCCUGCUGCUCACCAGCUUCAACUGUGUGGCUGACCCAGCGCUGUACUGCUUCGUCAGUGAGAGCGCCCAGCAGGGGAUCCAGCAGGCCCAGGAGGCCUGUACCCAGGCCCUCUGCUGCAGCUGCCACAGGGGACAGCAUAGCCCUGUUACCGCCACCACCACGGGGACAGACUCCAACGAGGUGGCCACCUCCAACGAGAAGGGGACAACAACCGUCACACCGCUGACACAGAACCAGAUGAUCUAGCAGUAAUAUAAAUAAUACAUGGGUUUUAUAAAGUUCUUUGGAAGGACCUAAAGAUGCUUGAAGCUGGAGUCUAGGAGCUGGAACCAGAUUUGGAUAAGAGGGAUGGUGGGAAAGAUACUGACAGUGACAUGGAACAUUCUGCAAUGAGAUGUCAUUAAAAAAAAGUGUUAUAGCAGUGCUACAACAGUGUUUUAAGGUAAUGUUUUUAAUUUUUACAACACUUUCUUUUGAGAUAGUUUUGAACUCAAAACUAACUCUAUAUAGUUGAGCAAAAUUCUUCCUGUAACAUUUUGUUUCUCUCUCAUCACAUUAUUUAAUAUUAAUUCUCAGGGUUUUAAAUCCCAGACGGUGAUUUCAGGAGUGACUGACUUCAUACCUAUCAGCACAGAUCAGACAUAUCAACACGUGACCUAAUAUAUUUCUAUCGUAGGUCCUCUAGGAUUCUUGGGUUAGAUUCUUGCUGCUCAAUAUCUGUGAAUCGCUCCCAUUUCAGGGGUAUGUAAAGGAUUCCUCAACUUAGCUCAGAUUCAUAAAUGACACUGUGUGUAGAGCAUAAACAAAAAUACAUACAAACAGUGAGCUCCAAAAGUAUUGGGGCAGUGACAAUUUCUGUAAUUCAGCACUUUGGAUUUUAAGUCAUAUCCCACCAAAAAUGAUAACCUCCCCAGUUUAUUUUUAUUUAUUUAUUUCACCUUUAUUUAACCAGAUAGGCUAGUUGAGAACAAGUUCUCAUUUGCAACUGCGACCUGGCCAAGAUAAAGCGUAGCAAUUCGACACAU